This is a messenger RNA of Phoenix dactylifera (date palm), 1998 nucleotides long. RefSeq names its product synaptotagmin-5-like. Gene Ontology annotation, cellular component: endoplasmic reticulum. Lineage: Eukaryota; Viridiplantae; Streptophyta; Magnoliopsida; Arecales; Arecaceae. The record is from RefSeq and is a predicted model, not a curated record. Gene Ontology annotation, molecular function: lipid binding.
UCCUUCCCGGCUUCUCCUUGUCGACUUCUUGGCUUCUUUCCUUGUUGAGAGGUGUAGGAGGGUUUGGAGAAGCAAUGGCGUUCUUUCUCGGGCUGGUUCUGGGGAUCAUCGCUGGGCUCGCGGUGUUCAUCGCUUUCCGCCGCUCAGAGAAAUCGCGUUCCAGGUGCCGCCGCGAACUGGCUGAUAUCGUCGCAGCCUCUGCAAGGAUGACACUUGAAGAUUCGAGGAAGAUUCUUCCUGGAGAAUUUUUCCCGUCAUGGGUAGUUUUCUCACACCGCCAGAAGUUAAGUUGGCUAAACCAGGAGCUGAUAAAAAUCUGGCCUUAUGUUAAUGAGGCGACAUCUGAGCUGAUAAGAAUUUCAGUUGAGCCAAUUCUUGAACAAUAUAGACCUGCCAUCAUAAAUUCCCUCAAGUUUUCAAAGCUAACUCUUGGUACUGUUGCUCCUCAGUUGACAGGAGUUUCAAUGAUUGAAGAUGAUCAAUCUGCGAUCGCCAUGGAGUUCGAGUUGCAGUGGGAUGGGAAUCCAAAUAUUGUACUCGACAUUCAUACAAAAUUAGGUGUUGCACUGCCAAUACAGGUAAAAGACAUCAGAUUCACUGGGGUUCUCCAUUUAAUCUUUAAACCGCUGGUUGAAGUUUUUCCCUGCUUUGGAGCUAUAUCUUAUUCUUUGAGAGAGAAGAAGAAGCUGGAUUUCACGUUAAAGGUUAUUGGUGGUGAAUUGUCAUCUAUUCCUGGAAUUUCUGGUGCUAUUGAGGAAACAAUACGGAAUGCUAUUGAAGACUCUAUAACAUGGCCAGCACGUAAAGUUGUUCCUGUAUUGCCAGGAGAUUAUAGUGACCUUGAACUGAAACCUGAUGGCAUAUUGGAAGUAAAGCUUGUGCGAGCAAGAAAUUUAACAGACAAAGACAUCAUAGGAAAAACAGAUCCAUAUGCCGUGCUGUACACACGACCAUUACGUGACAGAAUGAAGACUAGUAAAACAAUUAGCAAUAACUUGAACCCCGUCUGGAAUGAGCACUUUGAAUUUGUAGUUGAAGAUGCAGCUACUCAGCAUUUGGUAGUGAAGAUUUAUGAUGAUGAUGGGUUCCAGGCAUCUGAAUUGAUUGGUUGCGCUCAAGUGAUGUUGAAGGACCUGCAGCCUGGUAAAGUGAAGGAUGUUUGGUUAAAGCUUGUCAAGUAUUUGGAAGUUCAAAAGGAUAAGAAAGAUCGGGGUCAGGUGCACCUGGAGCUUGUCUACUUUCCUUUUGGCAUGGAGAACGAACUUUCUAAUCCUUUUUCAAGCCAGUUCCAUUUGACUUCUUUAGAGAGGACUCUCAAAAGUGGGAUAAAUGGAACAGAGGUCACUGAUUUUGACAGGACGUCAAUGCACCGGAAGAGGGAAGUUAUUAUGAGAGGAGUGCUUUCUGUGACAGUUUUAUCUGCAGUGGACUUGCCUGCUAUGGAUAUAAUGGGAAAGUCUGACACUUACGUUGUGCUCAAGAUGAUGAAAACAAGAACAAGGAACAAAACAAGGGUUGUGAACCAGAGCUUGAAUCCAAUCUGGAAUCAGACCUUUGACUUUGUUGUUGAAGAUGCACUACGUGAUAUGCUUAUUUUGGAAGCUUGGGAUCAUGAUAUAUUCAUGAAGGACUUCAUUGGGAGAUGCAUCAUGACGCUGACGAGGGUUAUGAUGGAAGGGGAAUAUGCAGAUAGUUUUCAUCUUGAGGGGUCGAAAGCUGGAAAAUUAAAUUUGAAACUCAAAUGGAUGGCACAACCAAUUUAUCGGUAUUCAUAAUGGAUGUAAGCCAUAUUGAUUUCCUCUUCGAUGCACAGGAUAGUUAACUCUUUUUAUGUCUUAGGGUUUCUAUAUAAGGCCUCAGGCAAAUUGCUAUCAGAGAGGAGUAGUAAAAUUGAUUGCAAUUGCUGUUUGUUAUAUCAUUUAUUUCAUUUGGCCCUUGUUUUUCUAUGGAAGCCAAUUCUUUUUGUAACCAUUGUAUACUGUGAAUGUAGAAUGCAAC